GCGGUGUUCAGAUUCGGUGUGAAUGGGAAGGAUUGAUGAUAUGUGUGUGUGUGUGUGUGUGAGAGAGAGAGAGAGAUCAAUGAGCGAUUAAUUUGAUGGAAAAAUCGGUAAGAUCAUCAUCAUCAUCAUCAUCAUCAUCAGAGCAGAUUAAUACUCGGGGUUUUUUAUCAAACACUGCGAGUCGCACAAAACUGAUGUCAUCACUGUGAGAAAGUGACACUGCCUCUACACCAGCAUGCCCCGGUCUCACCACCGUCUUGUACACCUUCCCCUGGAGUUUAUUCAUUUCAAAGAGGGUAGGAGUUGGCUGUAGUUACAUGGCAGACGCUUUUCAGAGGGCAGUUUGGGGCUGACGCGUACCGGAACACGUGACUGAUUGAGAAGGGUAUUUUUUCCAAGGGCAUUAUGGGUAAAGGCUGUAAGGUGGUGGUCUGUGGCUUGACCUCUGUUGGUAAAACGGCGAUCCUCGAGCAGUUACUGUAUGGAAACCAUACUGCAGGUGCUGAAACAAACGAAACCCAGGAGGAUAUCUACGUGGCCUCCGUGGAGACGGACCGCGGUGUGAGAGAACAGUUACGCUUGUACGACACCAGGGGGCUCCAGGAUGGCCAUGAGCUGCCAAAACACUACUACUCGGUGGCCGACGGCUUUGUUCUGGUGUACAGCGUCGACAGCAUGGAGUCCUUCAAGAAAGUUGACGUCCUGAAGAAGGAAAUUGACAAAUCCAGGGACAAAAAAGAGGUGAUGGUGAUCGUCCUGGGUAACAAGGCAGACCUGCGCGAUCGGCGUCAAGUAGAACAGGAAGUGGCUCAGCAGUGGGCUCGGGCUGAGAAAGUGAAGCUGUGGGAGGUGAGCGUGACCGAGCGCAGCUCUCUCAUUGAGCCCUUCACCACUCUCACUAGCCGUCUCACUCAGCCUCAGAGCAAAUCUGCCUUCCCGCUGCCCGGCCGCAAGAGCAAGGGAACCCCCUCCAACGACAUCUGAGCGCCGGAGUUUCCACUCAACUUCACUGCCACAUGCACUGCAGCCACGCACAUCUGGAUCACCUGUGGAUGUUACGGUUAACAUGCUCCAGUGGUUAAGAGUAGAGUAAUAUUAUAAUAAUAAUAGCAGAGUGGCUGAUAAUAGCGAUUAGUGAUGUUUUAACAAGCAAAAUCAGGAAACUAAUUCUAUAAUGCUUCCUUUAAGCUGCUUUAGCAGUCAGGUGUCUAUACAAAACUGCCGUAAGUGCUUUAAUUUCAGCUCUUAUGAAGUUUAACCGAUCUUCCGAAAGCAUUUUAACGAAAAAUCGAGCUAGGUUUAGCAUUUUAGCCUAAUGCAUUAGGAGGCACAGCUUUGAGGUAUUACUCUGAGAAUUUUAUAUCAAUAGGCAAAAAUUAUUUUGUUUACCAAAAGCUGCUCAAGUUGUGAAGUGUUAGAGAGAUUUAUAUUUAUCACAGUGUUGCACAGCUUUGUGACUUGGCACGUGAGCAGUAGUCAGAAAGGAAUUGGUUAUUAAACACUAAGGAAAAGUAAGCUAAUAAAAUGUGACCUGGAAUAAACAUGACCUCUCCACAGUGGAUCGUUAUUGCUUACAGCACUGUACAGAUAUUGUUGUACGAGUUGAAGCGGUCAUUCUCAAAUAAAAUAAACUCCACACUCCCUGA
Hemibagrus wyckioides is the source of this 1646-nucleotide messenger RNA. RefSeq names its product NFKB inhibitor interacting Ras-like 1 (gene nkiras1). Lineage: Eukaryota; Metazoa; Chordata; Actinopteri; Siluriformes; Bagridae. The transcript is spliced from 5 exons. Gene Ontology annotation, biological process: canonical NF-kappaB signal transduction. The record is from RefSeq and is a predicted model, not a curated record. Gene Ontology annotation, molecular function: GTP binding; GTPase activity. The coding region runs from base 406 to 984 and encodes 192 amino acids.